Messenger RNA from Podarcis lilfordi (Lilford's wall lizard), 397 nucleotides. NCBI's taxonomy places the organism in Eukaryota, Metazoa, Chordata, Lepidosauria, Squamata, Lacertidae. The record is from the annotation of a GenBank genome assembly.
AUGAAGAAAGGUGUCCUUCUCCCUAGGUACAGGCCAGCGUCUUGCCUUUCCACGCCUCCUAAGUGCAGCUGGCUCCUCUGCAUCCCCGCGCCCUCCUCCCAGGCCGUUCAAAAACCCCUUGUUUCCUCCUGGGGCUCCGAUUACAAGUCAAUUAAUUUCGAACUUUCUCGGCUUCCGUAGCGUGGACGUCCUCCUGCGCGCUGUUCGCGGUUGUCAUGGCUACACUUCCUGUAACAUUGAUGUUAGCAGCUCUAAGCUCUCGGGUUCUGAAGCAGGUCAGUGCUCAGCGGCGGGGGGAAGCGGGAGGGAUCAAGCGGUCUUCGACGCCGAGAGCAGGGACGGAUCCCCUCUCCUGACAAGACAGCCGGGGAGGAACCCGUUUCGAUCGCUAAGAUAG